Ceratina calcarata is the source of this 2563-nucleotide messenger RNA. Its product is annotated as proton-coupled amino acid transporter-like protein pathetic. Gene Ontology annotation, biological process: amino acid transmembrane transport. The transcript has 8 exons. The record is from RefSeq and is a predicted model, not a curated record. Gene Ontology annotation, cellular component: vacuolar membrane. Bases 822 to 2192 code for a protein of 456 amino acids. NCBI's taxonomy places the organism in Eukaryota, Metazoa, Arthropoda, Insecta, Hymenoptera, Apidae. Gene Ontology annotation, molecular function: L-amino acid transmembrane transporter activity.
GUUGCGUUCGUCGCCUGUCACCCGUUUUGCACGCGCCUGCAGAUUCUCUUCCACCGUUCGGAAGCGAAUCAAAGGCAAAUUGGAAUAUUAGAAGUUACAUACGUGAUUGGGACGGACUUCAGAAACAGAAGUGGAACAGAAGACUUGCUUUAAGACAAGAAUCAUUUCUCAAUUGGGUCUGGCCAGAAGAGACUUCGAUCAGUAAACGAAAGGAUACCCAAGACUCGAGAAGGUUGUCUACGACAUUUUCAAGAAAAAGAGUGUUCAUGAGAUCUGUAAUAAAGAAAUAGCAGAUUUGAUAUAACGGCGGAAUACGAAGAAGUUCGUCGAUUUUCCAUCAGCAACACUAUUUCAUAUUGGUAAUUUCAUGUGAGAUCGAUGAUUAUACUCUGAUGACAGUUCAUUUUCCGUGUGAAUUUCAUUAUCUCCGCGCGCCGAUUAUCAAGACGCGAUAAGAGAUCCGUUUGAACGAUAGAGCAGGAAGCGCGCUUUUCGCGUUGGGGAAAAUCGUCGAUCUAUAAAUCACUUCGUAUGACAGUAGCCGAGGUUGCGUUAACAAUAGAAUUCGUCGAUAAGUCGUUAUCAUCUUGUGACGUUAUUCGCGGGCCGAUUAAUGAGAUAAAUAAGACGGCGCGUAGAUUGAAACGGCUCAAUUGAAAAAGAAAAAGGAAUUCGCCCGAGGAUAUGAGCCACGAGUCGUUUCAAGACUGAGUCUCUCCAUUUGUUUCCUUUCCGGGAAAACUCGUACCAACAAGAAGAAGUAGGUUUUUUCCCUUCACCGGAAUCUCGAAUUAACCGGAGAGCAUACACGUGAAUUCACUAUGGAGAAGAAGCCGAAGCAAGAAGAAGCUAUGGGCAAUCCCAUGCAGGAAUUCAACAGCAGCACAAAAAUAGCUAUGGGAGAAUACAAUGAGAAGGACGAAUUAUACAAUCCCUUCGAGCAGCGCGAGAAGAAAAAUACUAACUCCGACUUGGGUUCCCUUGCCCAUUUGCUGAAAUCGUCGCUCGGUACCGGGAUUCUCGCGAUGCCGAACGCGAUCAAAAACGGCGGCGUCUUGUUCGGCGGGGUCGGAACGAUAAUAAUUGGUAUGAUAUGCGCGCACUGCGUGCACAUACUGGUCCGUUCGUCCCACGUGCUGUGCAAGAAGACGAAAACGCCGAAGAUGACGUACGCCGAGACCGCGGAGGCUGCGUUCCUUUCCGGACCGAAAUGGUUGAGGCCUUUCGCGAACGCUAGUAGGAUAUUUGUGAAUGCCGCGUUAUGCGCUACCUACGUGGGCGGUGCCUGCGUCUACGUGGUCUUCGUAUCGACAUCCAUCAAACAGGUAGUCGAUUAUCACACUGGUACGGAUAUAUCGACUCGCAUGUACAUACUCACACUAAUUCCAGCGCUGUUGCUGCUGGGGCAAGUGCGAAAUUUGAAGUUCAUGGUGCCGUUCUCCAUGAUGGCGAACGUCAGCAUGAUGGUCGGCUUCGCGAUAACACUUUAUUACAUCUUCAAUGGAAUCGAAAUUCCAUCGGAUACGAAGUUGAUCGCAUCGGCCGGACAGUUGCCCACGUUCUUCGCCACCGUACUGUUCGCCAUCGAGGGCAUCGGCGUUGUAAUGCCUGUGGAGAAUAAUAUGCAGAACCCGCAGCAUUUUUUGGGAUGUCCAGGUGUUCUUAACAUAACAAUGAGCAUAGUAGUAUCGCUAUACGCACUACUAGGCGUGUUCGGUUAUCUUAAAUACGGAGAGGCAGUCAUGGGGAGUAUCACGCUCAACAUACCGACGUCAGAUGUUUUGGGUCAGGUGGUGAAAAUGCUCAUCGCUUUAGCCGUUUUGUUCACCUACGGACUGCAGUAUUACGUACCGUUGGAAAUUAUGUGGAAAUCCCUGAAAGAAAAGUGCAGCCACAAGUACCAAGGCGUCUGCCACACGAUGAUGAGGGUGGUAAUGGUUUUGUUCACAGUCUUCGUGGCGCUGUUAGUUCCGGAUCUGGAGCCGUUUAUUUCCCUCGUCGGUUCAGUGUUCUUCUCCAUCCUCGGUGUAACGAUUCCAGCUGUCGUGGAAACGAUUUCGUGCUGGGAUGGUCAUUUGGGUACGCAUUAUUGGAGGCUAUGGAAAAACGGUACUCUCGUGAUAUUCUCUUUCUUGGCGUUGAUAUUCGGCGCAUGGAUCUCUAUCGUAGAUAUUAUUAAUAUGUAUCAAUAGGAAACAAACAAACAUAAUUUAAGCUCUGUAUAGAUACGUAAAUUGUAAAAAGGACUUAAUGUUCAUGUCGACUAGUUGAAUGUUUUUAAAGCACUUAUCGACAUUUGUACAGCAAUUUUCAACAAAUACCAGUUAAUCUUAGUUGAACGUUUAACGUAACUCACACAAUCGUGAUAGAGUAUAUUUAUUUUUAAGAGUAGUCCUGUACAUUGUACAUUCAUCUUCAUUUUCAUAGAUAAGCGUUUUGUAAAAUCGCGCAAUAUUAUAAUUACUGUAAUUAUUAUUAAUGAAGUACUUAAUUUUACGUAGACGAGUACAUAAAUUUUAUUUAUUGUAAAUACACGAGAAAUAAUGUUUUUUACUAAAAGAAG